Neohortaea acidophila is the source of this 1134-nucleotide messenger RNA. Its product is annotated as oxidoreductase family protein. The coding region runs from base 1 to 1134 and encodes 377 amino acids. Gene Ontology annotation, molecular function: nucleotide binding. NCBI's taxonomy places the organism in Eukaryota, Fungi, Ascomycota, Dothideomycetes, Mycosphaerellales, Teratosphaeriaceae. The transcript is spliced from 2 exons. The record is from RefSeq and is a predicted model, not a curated record.
AUGGCGCCGAUUCGAAUUGCUCUCAUCGGCCUUUCCCAGUCCGCCAAAACAUCCUGGGCAGCUUCAGGCCAUCUCCCGUAUCUCCUGUCUGAACGCGGCAAAGCACGAUAUAAAAUCAUAGCGCUUCUCAACUCGAGCGAAGGGGCGGCCAAAAAGGCCAUUGAGGCGUUCGGGUUGCCAUCGGAUGUGAAAGCUUACGGCACCGCCGACGAUCUGGCGAAAGAUGCAGACGUCGAUCUAGUCGUAUGCACCACGCGGGUCGAUGUGCAUUUUUCGACCAUCAAGCCUAGCGUUGCAGCCGGCAAGAACGUCUUUGUCGAAUGGCCGCUUGCGGAGAACGCGACGCGCGCUGGAGAGCUCGCUGAGCUGGCGCGCAAGACGGGCUCGAAGACGAUGGUGGGAUUGCAGGGAAGAGCUUCGCCCGUAAUCGUGAAGUUGAAACAGCUCAUACAAGACGGGGCGAUUGGGAAGGUCGUGAGCGCCGAUGUAACCGCCUACACGCCUGGUGGAGGUGGCAGUUCCAUGUCAGAGGGACUGGCUUACUUUUUGAAGAAAGAGGUUGGCGGUAAUCCUGUUACCAUUGCAUAUGCACACACAAUCGAUUACAUCCACGCUGUCCUUGGCGAGUUCGAAUCAUUCACCAGCCAUUGCCAGAUACAACGCCCGGAGCAGACCAUCAUCAACAAAGAGACCGACCAGACCAGAUCGACAAUCUCUGACGUCCCCGAUCUGGUCUCCACGCAUGGCACGCUCAAAGCUUCUGAGUGGGUCAAAGAAGGAGCGUCGCUCAUCGUCAACUUUCGGACUGGCCCACCGUUCCCAGGUACAAUGCCAUUUGUGUGGGUCAUUACCGGGGAUAAAGGUCGAAUUCGAGUUUCCUGCGAGAGGGGCCCGUAUAUCCAGUCCGCAGCUGCAGCGUUCCCCAUCCCGAUCGAGGCCGAGGAUAUCGCGAGCGGAGAAGUCCGACAGGUGGCCUGGGCUUGGGAGGACUGGCAAGAGCCGCUGCAGGCCAGUGGGAGAUGCAUCGGAGCGCUGUAUGAUUUGUAUUAUGAAGGUCGGUUUGCGGAAUUCGGGGUUGCAGACUUUGACGCAGCGGUCGAACGCCAUCAGCAGAUAGACAGCAUUCUGUACUGA